CUGUAGCGUAUGACAGCGUGCCUCCGAACACCAACAAAUCAAAAUGUCCGCAGUUUUUACGUAAUUUGAUGUAAUAAAAUCAGGCUACAGAAGUCACAAUGGCAAACCCGCACAAGACUUCUGCAGAACUAGAAGAAUACGUUGUGAAAGACGCACCUCCGACAGUGUACUACGUUCCGGCAUUCAUAACAGAAGCGGAGGAGGCGCACCUGCUCCAGCAGGUAUACAGAGCACCCAAACCCAAAUGGACACAGCUAUCUGGAAGAAGACUGCAGAACUGGGGUGGGCUGCCCAAUCCAAAAGGAAUGCUUGCAGAAAAGCUCCCUGAUUGGCUGCUGACGUACACAGAGAAAGUGUCUGCCCUUGGUGCAUUUGCUGGAAAAACUGCCAAUCAUGUGCUGGUGAAUGAAUAUAGACCAGAGGAGGGCAUUAUGCCUCAUGAGGACGGCCCAUUGUAUCACCCCACAGUAACGACCAUCAGCCUAGGAUCCCCCACUCUGCUGGACUUCUACAGACCUGUCGAUCAAACUCAGACUGGAGUUCUGCAGACUGAAGAGAGCCGCUACAUGCUGUCGUUGUUGCUGCAGCGACAAAGCCUGUUGAUCGUGCAGGGUGAGAUGUACGAGCACUACCUGCAUGGCAUUCGUGGCGUUGCCAUGGACACACUAACGGAGCACGUGGCAAACCUGUCGUUGGCGGGAGGGCACGUAGGCGAGGUGGUGCCCCGGACCACCAGAGUCUCCCUCACCAUCCGUCAUGUGCCGAAAAUCUGUCAUACCAACCUGCUACUUGGCAGGAAGUGACAAGGCUGCAUAAUCAUGCAAUCAGGAAGUGACCUGCUCACUAACCAGCACAGUCGGGAAGUGUCAUUCUCACAGACCUCAGGAACUGGGAGCCGAAAGACAGACUAACUAUGUGGGCGGUGGCCAAGCCAGCCAGGGUGCUCAGGUCUGGACACAGAGCCCCAGGUGAGUGUUAGGGUUAGGGUUAGAGCCCCAGGUGAGAGUUAGGGUUAGUACACCAGGCUUAAUCCUCGUUUUACUCUGCUAAAUUACAGUGUCAUUUGGGAGCUGCAGGACUGGAGUCCUCUCCCCCUUUAACAUAUACCUGUGCUGCUCACCUGUGCACACCCUAAUUAAACACUUGAUUUAUUACCUUAAACAGUUCAGUUUCUUCAGUUAAAAUCUGUUCAAGCACAGAAACAUGAGAUUGCAGUUGCUGAAUACAAGUAAUAAAAAUGUUUGUUUCAUUGGGAUUUGACUGUCUGCUUUUACACAGAUGGUUUGUUUGGUCUCCCUUUGUUGAAUGUGACUGUGGUACCCCCAAGUAAAGGAAUGCCAUAAAAAGCACUAGAGAAGGACCAAGUUUUUAUUAGAUUUGUGAAAAUAAAAUAAAUGUCUUAGCUGUUUGACAAUAAACUUGAGACAGUU
Messenger RNA from Electrophorus electricus (electric eel), 1430 nucleotides. RefSeq names its product alkB homolog 6, nucleotide demethylase (gene alkbh6). NCBI's taxonomy places the organism in Eukaryota, Metazoa, Chordata, Actinopteri, Gymnotiformes, Gymnotidae. Gene Ontology annotation, cellular component: nucleus. The record is from RefSeq and is a predicted model, not a curated record.